GAGAGAAAUACUUGCAGAGCCAGCAGGGAGUUGGGCUGCUCCUUCCCGGACGCUGGGGACCCUCCACCUCUCUCCAGAUGGAAAGAUGACAUGACCUUGUGGUAAACCCCAGAACUGAGGCCCCAGGAUGACAGAACCCGAGACCCUGGCCCUGCUAGAAGUGAAGGGACCUGAGGUUCCAGAGAAGAGCCCACCCCAGACCUUGGUCCCCAAUGGCCGGCAGCCAGAAGGGGAAGGUGGGGCUGAGUCCCCUGGAGCUGAGUCUGUCAGAGUGAGGUCUUCAGCUGAGUCUCCCACAGCCAGAGAGGGGGCUGAGGAUGGUCUAGACAGCACAGUAAGUGAGGCUGCCACCUUGCCCUGGGGGACUGGCCCCCAGCAGCCCAGUGCCCCAUUCCCAGAUCCCCCUGGCUGGCGGGACAUUGAACCAGAGCCCCUUGAGUUGGAACCAUCGGCCAAACCAGAAGAGCCGCCUGAAGAUGAUGCCAACCUGUUGCCUGAGAAAGCAGCCCGGGCCUUUGUGCCCAUCGACCUACAGUGCAUUGAACGGAGGCCCCAGGAGGACCUCAUCGUGCGCUGUGAAUUGGGAGAGGGCAAGCGCCGGAACUUCCUGCCCGCCCGGGCCACCCACCCUGAGCCCACUGAGUGCAAGUGGGCCGAGGCAGUGGUGAAGCCACCUAGCCAUUCCUGUGGGGGCUGCGGGAGCUGUGGGAGUCGUGAAAGGUUGAGGGCUGUGGCCUCUGUGGGAGCUGCCCUCAUCCUCUUCCCCUGCCUGCUAUAUGGGGCUUAUGCCUUCCUGCCCUUUGAUGCCCCACGGCUGCCCACCAUGAGUUCCCGCCUGGUCUACACGCUACGCUGCGGGGUCUUUGCCACCUUCCCCAUCGUGCUGGGGCUCCUGGUGUACGGGUUGAGCCUAUUAUGCUUUUCUGCCCUACGGCCCUUUGAAGAGCCACGGCGGGAGGUGGAGAUCCACCGGCGAUAUGUGGCCCAGUCAGUCCAGCUCUUCAUCCUCUACUUCUUCAACUUGGCUGUGCUGUCCACCUACCUGCCCCAGGACACCCUCAAGCUGCUCCCUCUGCUAACUGGUCUCUUUGCCAUCUCCCGGCUGAUAUACUGGCUGACCUUCGCCGUGGGCCGCUCCUUCCGGGGCUUCGGCUACGGCCUGACCUUCCUGCCGCUGCUGUCCAUGCUGGUGUGGAACCUCUACUACAUGUUCGUGGUGGAGCCCGAGCGCAUGCUCACGGCCUCCGACAGCCGCCUGGACUACCCGGACCACGCCCGCGCGGCCUCCGACCACAGGCCCCGCCCCUGGGGCUAA
This is a messenger RNA of Galeopterus variegatus (Sunda flying lemur), 1315 nucleotides long. It is a transcript of the gene TMEM79, whose product is annotated as transmembrane protein 79. Gene Ontology annotation, biological process: regulated exocytosis. The record is from RefSeq and is a predicted model, not a curated record. Lineage: Eukaryota; Metazoa; Chordata; Mammalia; Dermoptera; Cynocephalidae. The transcript has 4 exons. Gene Ontology annotation, cellular component: trans-Golgi network membrane; lysosomal membrane. Bases 128 to 1315 code for a protein of 395 amino acids.